This is a messenger RNA of Brassica oleracea var. oleracea, 1354 nucleotides long. RefSeq names its product growth-regulating factor 4-like. Gene Ontology annotation, cellular component: nucleus. Bases 65 to 1192 code for a protein of 375 amino acids. NCBI's taxonomy places the organism in Eukaryota, Viridiplantae, Streptophyta, Magnoliopsida, Brassicales, Brassicaceae. The transcript has 4 exons. The record is from RefSeq and is a predicted model, not a curated record. Gene Ontology annotation, molecular function: ATP binding. Gene Ontology annotation, biological process: DNA-templated transcription; regulation of DNA-templated transcription; developmental process.
GUGGAGAAAUACUAUCCCAAAAGCAACCAACACAUUUCUCUCUUUUUCUCUGUCUCUCCACUCCAUGGACUUGCAACUGAAGCAAUGGAGAAGUCAGCAGCAGAAUGAGUCAAAAGAACAAAGCUAUGCAACUAAGAUGUUCAACUCUUUCUCCCAUCAGAUUCAAUCUCAGACUGCAACUUCUGCUACUGCUCUACCUCUCUUUGUCCCUGAACCCACCACUUCUUCAUCCUUCUCAUGUUUCUCUCCUGAUUCUUCCUCGUCUAGGCUGCUCAAGAUGGGAAACUUGUUUAGCUUGGCACAGUGGCAAGAACUUGAGCUACAAGCACUGAUAUACAGAUACAUGUUGGCUGGUGCUUCUGUUCCUCAAGAGCUCCUCUUACCCAUCAAGAAAAGUCUCUUCCAUCAAUCUCAUUUGAACUUCCUUCACUAUCCUCUGCAACAUAACUUCCCCCAUCACCAACCCUGGUACUGGGGAAGAGGAGCAGUGGAUCCUGAGCCAGGGAGGUGCAAGAGAACGGACGGGAAGAAAUGGAGAUGUUCGAGGAAUGUUGUAGGCAGUUACAAGUAUUGCGACCGCCAUAUCCACCGUGGUCGAAACCGUUCAAGAAAGCCUGUGGAAACCACCACAAAUGCUGCCACAAAUGCCGCAUCUUCUUUUGCCUUAGGCGAGAAGCUUGGUCAGGGACCAGACAAUCUUUUCUUCUCCUCUAGCUCUUCUCAUUCUUCAACUCAGCAUCUCCACCUUAAUAGUCAUCAAAGUUGUUCUUCAGAUAUGAAACAAGAAAGCAACAACAACAAGAGGCCAUAUGAAGCUCACAAUGGAAGAACAAACGAUGGUCACAUCCUGAGGCAUUUCUUUGAGGAUUGGCCACAAUCAUCAGACUCCACCUCACGUCCAAUGAGCUCAUCGACUUGUCAUCUUUCCAUCUCCAUGCCCACUAACGCUUCAUCAGAUGUUUCUCUAAAACUUUCCACAUGCAAUGAAGAAGAAGAAGAAGUAAACAUGAGAAACAACAACAACAAUGAGAAGGAGCAUCAACAAAGCAUGAUUUGCUGGAGCAGUGGAGAGAACCACCACAAUAUGGGUGGACCAUUGGCUGAAGCCUUGAGAUCAGCCUCUCCGACUUCCAGUCUUCUUCAUCAGAUGGGAAUCUCAACUCAAGUCUUUUCAUUGAAGAAAAUGUUAUAAAUUAUCAGACCAAGUCCUCUUCAGCACCUUUGAGUGUGCCUUUCUGCAGAUGUGGUUCUAUGAAUUAUUUCCUAUUUCGAUGCAGAAAUAUAUGUCUUUGUAUAAGAAAUGGAACUUAGUUUUACAAUCAAGAUUAGUAUCAUCCUCUACAAGUAUCAUGAA